AUGCCUUUAGCACAUAACUUGAAUAAGGUGACAAAAAAUUUGUCCAAGUCUACUGGACAGAUGCACGUAAAAGGGCGUAAAUUCAAGCAAUUGAACCGUGCUACUUUGAGAGAUCAGAAAAUUACUGCUAAAAAAUUGAAGCACCAAGAACAGAAAGACAGGGAACUUGCUAGUGUUCAAUUUAUGAAGGACAGUGUGAAUGAUCACGCGGACCAAGAGGUAUUUCUGUUAGAACAGAUGAAGGCAUUUAUUGAGGAGUACAUAGGAAGACACGAUGAAGAAUUGAAGGAAUUGAAAGAGCAAAGAAGACCAGGGAGACCUGCUACUAGCCGUCAGCUGCAAUUGGAGGUUGUUAUUGAAAACGAAAAGCAAGUAUACGCCACCGGUUUCAAGAUACCUGAUUUAAGUAAUAAAGAAACGGUUGAGAGAUUGAAGCUUUGGAAUGGAACAAGUGGUGGAACUACUGUGAUGAAGUUUAUUCAUGUUUCUAAAGAUAUGAAUGAGCUUCCAGUUAAGGAAGAGGUUAUGAAAGAUAACUGA
Molecule: messenger RNA, 540 nt
Organism: Debaryomyces fabryi
Lineage: Eukaryota; Fungi; Ascomycota; Pichiomycetes; Serinales; Debaryomycetaceae
Exons: 1
Coding region: 1-540 (179 amino acids)
Cellular component (GO): nucleus
Source: RefSeq, a predicted model, not a curated record